AUGGUUCGUUACGGUGCUACAUCAGCAAACCCAGCUAAGUCAGCUUCGGCUCGUGGAUCAUACUUGAGAGUUUCAUUCAAGAAUACCAGGGAAACCGCACAGGCUAUCAAUGGAUGGGACGUGGAGAAAGCUCAGAAAUACUUGGACCAGGUAUUGGAUCACCAAAGAGCUAUCCCAUUUCGCCGUUUCAACUCCUCUAUUGGACGUACUGCUCAAGGUAAGGAGUUCGGUGUCACCAAGGCUAGAUGGCCAGCAAAGUCAGUCAACUUUAUUAAGGACUUGUUGACUAAUGCUCUGGCUAAUGCCGAAGCUAAAGGCUUAGAUACCAGCAAAUUGAAGAUUUCUCACAUCCAAGUCAACCAGGCUCCAAAGCAAAGAAGAAGAACUUACAGAGCACAUGGUAGAAUUAAUGCUUACCAGUCAUCUCCUUCUCACAUUGAGCUUAUUGUGACUGAAGAAGGUGAGAAUGUUGAGAAAAGUGCUGAAGACAAGAAGGUCAGAUUGAACACAAGGCAGAGGGGAAGAUUGGCAGCUCAAAAGCGUUUGGCCGCAGCUCAAGCCUAA
Priceomyces carsonii is the source of this 564-nucleotide messenger RNA. RefSeq names its product 60S ribosomal protein uL22 (gene RPL17B). Bases 1 to 564 code for a protein of 187 amino acids. Gene Ontology annotation, molecular function: structural constituent of ribosome. The record is from RefSeq and is a predicted model, not a curated record. Lineage: Eukaryota; Fungi; Ascomycota; Pichiomycetes; Serinales; Debaryomycetaceae. Gene Ontology annotation, cellular component: ribosome; cytosolic large ribosomal subunit. Gene Ontology annotation, biological process: cytoplasmic translation. The transcript has a single exon.